Cucurbitaria berberidis CBS 394.84 is the source of this 2529-nucleotide messenger RNA. Its product is annotated as P-loop containing nucleoside triphosphate hydrolase protein. Gene Ontology annotation, biological process: recombinational repair. The record is from RefSeq and is a predicted model, not a curated record. Lineage: Eukaryota; Fungi; Ascomycota; Dothideomycetes; Pleosporales; Cucurbitariaceae. Gene Ontology annotation, cellular component: nucleus. Bases 7 to 2406 code for a protein of 799 amino acids. The transcript has a single exon. Gene Ontology annotation, molecular function: ATP binding; DNA binding; 3'-5' DNA helicase activity.
CUUGGAAUGGUUUCCCCAGGGGAGGUCCGGAGAAGCUUGACAUGUACUCUUUUGAAACAUGUGAGUGGCAGCGGCCGUGCAUCAACUAAUCACAAGUCAUUCGCUAGACACUAUCAACGGGUACCUACGAUAGAAGUUCACGAUCGCGGGUACAAUCCUCGUACAUCCCUCGUCCAUCGCCUAACACGCGGCAUCGCAACAAAUCGCACCACGACCUCUAAGAAGACAUUUACCCCAUCAAUCGAACAACAGGCCAUAGUGAAGCUCUGUCGCACGCAGAAUGUCGUCGUUUCGGCUCGUCCAGGCGCAGGAAAGACGGCCACAGCUGAAGCUAUCGUUGCCGCCAACCCAGGCCGACCCAUAGCCAUCAUUACCUACUCCAAACGCCUGCAACUUGAUACCGCGCGCCGCUUGGAGACCUAUCCUGGGAAUGAUGUCCUCACAUUCCACGGAGUGGCCGGUCAGCUGUUCUCAACUAUUGUGCCUAACGAUUCCAUCUUGAGCUCCUUGAGGAGAAAAGGAGCCGUACCCGCCUGGACUGGUAAGCCGUACGAGAUCGUAAUCCUGGACGAGCUGCAAGAUUGCACCGACGACCUGUUUUGGCUGAUAUGCGCCUUCAUAUCGGCUGUGACCGACGCAGCGUGUGGCAGGGCUCCCCAGAUAGUCGUGCUGGGUGACGAACGGCAGGCUAUCUACGGGUUUAAAAAGGCCGAUUCACGCUAUUUGAGUCUGUCUUCCUCCGCCAUGGCCACCCUCUCGCACUACAUGUGGACACACGUGGCUUUGAGCAAGAGCUUUCGCCUUAGCCAUGAAAACUCGGCGUUUGUCAACAACGUGUUUCUCGGGGGCGAGCAAUACAUCAUCGGCUCCCACAGCGGGCCGAAACCACUAUACCUGCAUGGAAACGUUUUCGACCCAGUGAGCUUCACCCGACAUCUACUGCCACUUAUCCACCAGUACGGGCCUGAGCGCACAGCCAUCCUCGCCCCGUCCGUCGAUAGAAAUAGGCCACUUGCGUUGCUCACAAACUACUUAUCUGAGGUACACGGCAUACCGAUUGCUGAGCCCAUCUCGGAUGAAGUACAGCUAGAAGAUCGAGUCUUGCAGGGCAAGAUAUGUGUGAGCACCUACCACCAGUUCAAAGGAAACGAGCGCGACCUGGUCAUCGUUUAUGGCGUUGAUGCGAGCUACUUCAAGUUUGUAGCUCGCGACCUUCCAGACGAUACGUGCCCGAACACCACCUUUGUAGCUCUCACUCGUGCAUGCAAACAUCUUGUUAUAGUACAUCACAACCAAAACAGCAUAAUGUCCUUUGUCGACGUUGCAGAACUUUACAAAACAACCAAUUUCGUCAACCUCAACUAUCAUAGGAAGAUGCUAGAAUCUAACCCCCCGGGCCGCCCACUGCAACUAGGCCUGCUUCUCUCAAAGACAGUUUCCGCCUCGGAAUUGCCGCGCCAUGUCCCCGAUGAGAUUAUUGACGACAUAUGUGCGCGACACCUGCAAAUCAACCAGACUCAGCCGUCCCUCCCAAUUGCACAACAUAUCAACGCCCCAGCCAUAGUCAUUAGCGACCCCACCAGAGGCCACUACGAGGCUGUAAGCGACCUGAAUGGGCUUGCCGUGGUAGCAGCGUACGAAUAUGCCUUACUAGGUACUCUUACCACUCUUGAAAGACCCAAAGCAUCGUUGCUGGGAUUCCCUUCCAACACCAAUGCGCAAGCAAUUUGGCUCUGCCGUGAGGCCUGUGAGUACAAUGCUCAGGUGUCGGGGUACAAAGCCCGGAAAGUACAGAUGAAAGGGCACCGUUUCGACUGGCUUGGAUCAUAUCUCGACGCAGCUAGGGAUCGGCUAGAAGCCCAAUUUCCUGAAACGGCCGUGGUGGACUUCGAAGUCCAGUUGAAAGAAAAGAAUUUUCGUGUAGCUAAUCCCUUGGGAGGUGAGGACCAGAUUACCGACCUAUAUGGGCGAGCAGACAUUGUCCAAUUUGAGGGAGCUUUACAUACAUCCGCAGCAAAGCUGAAAAGGAGAAAGGCGAAACGAAGCCUGGGGAAUAUUAAUUCGGAUGGAGUGUCGAUCUGGGAGAUCAAAUUCGUUACCCAGUUAUCACACCAUCAUGUCAUCCAGGCCUGCGUCUAUGCCUAUCUCUGGACCAAAAAACACAAGCCAGACAUACUUCCCCAAAUCAUCCUCUUCAAUGUCCGUGAUGGAGAGAAGUGGGAGGUUGUACCGCGUGAUGGCGUGGCCAGCUUAAGGGUUGUGGUAGAGGAGAUGUUGAUUGCGAAGUACUCGACUAAAGAUACGCUGACGACGGAUGAGUUCUUGAAGAAAUGUGCAGACACAAAGGCCGAGGUUGAAGAAAGCUAUGGAAGGCUGGAUAGGGGAUCUCACUGUGUGGACAUGUAGUAUAACAUAUUUGUAUUUGUUACAGUCCAACUUGUAAAGAUGGGAACACCCAUAGUCAAAUUCAACGUGUAAAAGUACAGGAGCGUCUGUUUAUGGAUCAAUAGAGGAGUGCGAAUCGCCCCA